This is a messenger RNA of Drosophila nasuta, 1527 nucleotides long. It is a transcript of the gene idc, whose product is annotated as zinc finger protein idc. The transcript has 5 exons. Gene Ontology annotation, cellular component: nucleus. NCBI's taxonomy places the organism in Eukaryota, Metazoa, Arthropoda, Insecta, Diptera, Drosophilidae. Gene Ontology annotation, biological process: regulation of gene expression. The record is from RefSeq and is a predicted model, not a curated record. The coding region runs from base 49 to 1527 and encodes 492 amino acids. Gene Ontology annotation, molecular function: zinc ion binding.
CAAUAAAUAAAGCAAUUGUGCAUUUCUCAAGAAAAUCAAAGUAUAAACAUGCCGACGACUACAGAAGCAGCAACACAAAAGUGGAUAGUGUGUCGCGUGUGCCUGCAACAGCCCAAGGAAGCGAUGGGAAGCAUUUUCAAUGACGACGCCUCUAAAGAUUUGACCAACAUGAUUCUUGAAUGCGGCGGCGUGCCUAUCAAGAAGUUUGAUCAUUAUCCAGAUAAGAUAUGCGACAAGUGCUCGAAGAAUCUACACAUUGCAUUUAAGUUUCGACGAAUUUGCCAACGAUCCUAUAAACACCUUCGGCAAUUCAUAGCUCCUGUUGUCGUGGAGCAGCAACAGCAGCAACAACUGGCCACAGAAGAGGAUGCCCCCCAUAUCAUGGAUGUCAGCAAUGAGCCGGCCACCACUGAACUGGCUGAAGUCCUUGCCAUGGCGGGGACGGAAGAGCAUGAGCACGAGGAGGAAAUUGACUCCAAGGAACGCUUGGUGCACGUGAAGAGUGAACAAGUGGAGGAGGAUGGCAUCAUCGAGGAACUGUACGAUGUAUACGAAGCGUACGAAGGAGAUAUUGUUACCGAGCAGCCAACCAACUAUGAGGAAGCUCAAGGCGGUGACGAAGCUGGCGAAGAAGAAGCUGAUUUGGGAGCCAAUUCAAUAUCGGGACUUUCAGCAGACAUUGAGUAUCUCGAGCAAUUGGAUCAGGAUCAGCUAACUGAAAGUGCACACGAAGAUGACAUUGAAAUGCAGCAUACAUCAGAUGAGGAAUUCCUACCGGUUAAAGCACGUAAUACAUCCAAUGCAAGGGCUACGUCAGGCGUAGUAAGACGACGAAUCAGCACGCGCAAAACCAAUAACACUAGCAAAACGGCGGUGGCAAAGAUAAAACGGGAGAGCAACUGCAAUGUGACGACGACAAACAUUAUUCUUAAUCCGGAUGAAACGAUCAGUUUUGGCGAAACGAUUGUGCGCAAAGCGGCGGGCAUCAAGACCAAAGGUGGCCACAAGAUACUCGUGGGCGACAAGAAGGAGUUUAAGUAUAUUUGCGACAUUUGCGGCAACAUGUAUCCAUCGCAGAGUCGCCUCACCGAGCACAUUAAAGUGCAUUCCGGAGUCAAGCCACACGAGUGCGAAAUCUGCGGACAUUGCUUUGCCCAGGCGCAGCAGUUGGCGCGACACAUGAACACGCACACAGGAAACCGGCCCUACAAGUGCAGCUAUUGUCCGGCGGCCUUUGCGGACUUGUCCACGCGCAAUAAGCAUCAUCGUAUUCACACUAAUGAGCGUCCUUAUGAAUGCGAUGUGUGCCACAAGACCUUCACCUACACUAACACACUGAAAUUCCACAAGAUGAUACACACUGGCGAGAAGCCUCACGUCUGCGAGAUUUGCGGCAAGGGCUUUCCCCAAGCGUACAAGUUGCGCAAUCACAGAAGCACACAUGAUCGUCGUGUGGGCGUGGUCAGGGAUAACGUGGAUGUGAUGUUGCCCUAUGAUACGGCGGCUACAGGUGGCCUGGAGCUGUAA